Molecule: messenger RNA, 753 nt
Organism: Osmia lignaria (orchard mason bee)
Lineage: Eukaryota; Metazoa; Arthropoda; Insecta; Hymenoptera; Megachilidae
Source: RefSeq, a predicted model, not a curated record
AUUCGCUGUUACAUUUUUUUUAUUACUUUUAAAUUUAUGCUACAUUCAUUUGAUCAUCUAUCAGCAUGUAGUUUUUAAAAGUGUGUGAAGGUUUAGCUAGCUUACGUCACGACAUUCUCAAAGUGAGAAUACGAUAAAUACACUUGUCAAAUCAGUGUAUGAUGGCUGGAAUUAAAGAUUAGUAAUUUUGGCAUUUGCUGGAUCUAUUGGUAUGACAUUUGUCAUACUUGGAUGUGCUUUGCCAGCAUAUAAAAUAUGGUGGCCAUUUUUUGUUGUAUUAUUCUAUGUAUUGGCACCCAUUCCAACAAUAAUUGCACGUCGCUAUACAGAUGAUUAUGGAAGUAAUUCCAAUCCAUGUUUGGAAUUGGCUAUAUUCAUAACUAUGGGUUUUGUUGUAUCAUCUUUUGCUCUUCCUAUGGUCUUAGCAAGAUCACCAGCCAAUGAUCCAGUGAUACACUGGGGUGCUUGCUACUUGACAUUAGCGGGUAAUGUUGUCGUGUAUCUAACUUUAGUGGGAUUCUUUAUAACAUCUGAUCAAGAUGACACUUAUUACAACACAUGCUGAAAUGCUGUACUUCAUUGUACUUAUUUAUUUAAUUUUACAUGGUUUUUGCAAAGCAAGAAUGUAAAUCAUAUACUGCACUGACUGACAGUUGUGAAUUAAUUCUAAGUCAUUACAAAAUUUAUAAUAUACUAAUUAUAAUAUUAUCAUAAGUUGUUCAUAAUACAAUCAGUACUAAUGACACAACAAGU